Molecule: messenger RNA, 6377 nt
Organism: Equus caballus (horse)
Lineage: Eukaryota; Metazoa; Chordata; Mammalia; Perissodactyla; Equidae
Gene: NES
Product: nestin
Biological process (GO): positive regulation of intermediate filament depolymerization
Cellular component (GO): intermediate filament
Molecular function (GO): intermediate filament binding; CCR5 chemokine receptor binding
Source: RefSeq, a predicted model, not a curated record
CCUCUUCUUUCUGCUUCCUCUUACUGUCUAGGUCUGUAAGCCACCAGGGGGCGCCCUCUGACCAAAAAUUCUUGAUACCGAAGGCAGGAUGGGGCGCACUUCCCUGAGAACUGGGUGAGGCCCUCCACUACUAAAGUGGGUGUGUGAACCUCAGCAAUCCGUGAGACGUCCAUCGUUGCUCCCAUCUUACGGAUGAAGAAACUGAGUCUUAGAGGAAUUCAGUGAGCGAUUCCUCUCUUGGGUGUGCUGAGUGACUCAAACUCGCACCCCCUCCCAGGUCUGAAUCCGCCGGCGCCCAGUCCACAGGCUCAGCUCUGUGCAUAACCUGCUUUUAUCAGGGGUUGUGACCCUCACGGCGUCCUCCCUCAGAAAGCCACCUCCAUCACAUCGGAUUCUCCACGCUUGGCUUCUCCUUUGGUUCCACUCGCCAGCACACCGUGGCGCAGGGACAGAGGCUGCCGCCGUUUCUCUGAACUCUAAGGGGUUAAGGCCUGGGUCCCGCCCCUUUUCCCGCCAGGCUGGCGGGAGUAUGAAUAGCGUCGCUCCCACUCCAGACUCUCAGUCGCUCGGGCUGCGCCUCGCCCCGCCCCGUCAUUGUCCCAAUCGGUCUCCUUUUCUUUUUCGUCCUAAAAGCUUUGAGAGCCGCUGGCUUGUCCCAGUGCCCCGCGUCUCUCCACCUUCGGUGGGUCAGACGAGCAGGAUGGAGGGCUGCCUGGGGGAGGAAUCUUUUCAGAUGUGGGAGCUUAAUCGGCGCCUGGAGGCCUACUUGGCCCGGGUCAAGGCGCUCGAGGAGCAGAAUGAGCUGCUCAGCGCGGAGCUCGGGGGUCUCCGGGCACAGUCCGGCGACACCUCCUGGCGGGCCCGUGCCGACGACGAGCUGGCAGCCCUGCGGGCCCUCGUCGACCAGCGCUGGCGGGAGAAGCACGCGGCCGAGGUGGCGCGCGACAACCUGGUGGAAGAGGUGGAGGGCGUGGCCGGCCGAUGCCAGCAGCAGCGGCUGGCCCGGGAGCGGAUGGCGGAGGAGGUGGCCCGCAGCCGGCGCGCGGUCGAGGCCGAGAAGUGCGCCCAGGCCUGGCUGAGCAACCAGGCGGCGGAGCUGGAGCGCGAGCUGGAGGCUCUGCGUGUGGCGCACGAGGAGGAGCGGGCCGGCCUGCAUGCGCAGGCCGCCUGUGCCCCCCGCUGCCCCGCGCCGCCCCGCGGGCCCCCAGCGCCGGCCCCUGAGGUGGAGGAGCUGGCGCGGCGGCUGGGCGAGGCGUGGCGCGGGGCAGUGCGCGGCUACCAGGAGCGCGUGGCCCAAAUGGAGACGUCGCUGGGCCAGGCCCGUGAGCGGCUGGGCCGUGCGGUGCAGGGCGCUCGCGAGGGUCGUCUGGAGCUGCAGCAGCUCCAGGCCGAGCGCGGUGGCCUCCACGAGCGCAGGGCCGCGCUGGAGCAGAGGUUGGAGGGGCGCUGGCAGGAGCGUCUGCGGGCCACUGAGAAGUUCCAGCUGGCCGUGGAGGCUCUGGAGCAGGAGAAACAGGGCCUGCAGAGCCAGAUCGCCCAGGUCCUGGAAGGUCGGCAGCAGUUGGCACACCUCAAGAUGUCCCUCAGCCUGGAGGUGGCCACAUACAGGACCCUUCUAGAGGCUGAGAACUCCCGGCUGCAGACACCCAGCAGUGGUUCCAAAGCUGCCCUCAGCUUGCAGGACCCGAAGCUGGAGCUACAUUUCCCUGGGACCCCAGAGGGCCGGCGCCUGGGACCUUUGCUUUCUGUCCUGAGCCCAACUCCCCUCUCCUCAUCCUUGCCUGAUACUCUCGAGACACCUGUGCCAAACUUUCUGAAGAGACAGGAAUUCCUCCAGGCCCGUACCCCCACCUUGGCCAGCACCCCCAUCCCACCCACACCUCAGCCUCUCCGCUCUGCUACAGAUGCAGAGGUCAGAGUUCAGGAUGCCCCUCUCUCCCUGCUCCAGCCAAAGGUUGAGAGGCAACAGGUUCCAGAGGCCAUGUGGGCUGAAGCCAAGGUGGCUAUCCCUGCCAGUGUCCUGCCAGGACCAGAGGAGCCUGGGGGCAAGCUGCAAGAGGCCGGUACAGGCCAGUCCCCUGAGGAUCAUGCCUCCUUGGCCCCACCCCUCAGCCCUGACCACCCCAGUUUAGAGGCCAAAGAUGCAGAACCCAGUGGAUCUAGAGUGUCCAGCAGGUUCCAGGAGGAAGGUGAAGGGCAAGUCUUGGGGCUGGCAGAGAAAGAAACAGCCGUAGAAGUCAAAGGGGUGAGCAGCUUGCAGCAGGAAACACAGCAAGAAGAAGGGGAUCUGGACAUGAAGGAAAUCCAGGACUCCCAGGGUCCUUUGGAAAAAGAAACUCUGAAGGCUCUGGAAGAGGAGAUUCAAGAGCCACUGAUGUCUCUGGGAAAACAAAGCCAUGAGACACUGAGCUCUCUCGAGAAAGAGAAUCAAGAGUCUCUGAGGUCUUUAGAAGAAGAGAACUUAGAAACACUAAAAAGUCCAGAAAAGGAGAAUCAAGAGCUAUUGAAAUCUUUAAAAGGAAAGGACAUGGAGGUAGUGAGACCUCUGGAAAAAGAGACUGUAGAACUACUUAAGCCUAUAGGAAAAGACCCACAGACAUUGCAAUCUCUAGAAAAGGAGAAUCAAGAACUAAUGACAUCUCUUGAAGAUAAUCUAGAGACAUUUUCAUAUCCAGGAGAGGAAAAUCAAGAAUUAGUGAGGUCUCUAGAAGAGGAGAACUUUGAGUCAUUGAGAGCUCUAGAAAGGGAGAAUCAAGAGCCACUGACAUCUCAAGAAAUAGAGAACCAAGAGACAUCAAGACCUCUAGCAAAAGAGAAUCAAGAGCUACCGAGGUCUCUAGAAGAAGAGGAUCAGGAGACAUCAAGACCUCUAGAAAAAGAGCAUCCUGAGUCCCUGAAGUCUUUAGAAGAUGAGAAUCAAGAGACCUUGAGGGCUCCAGAAAAAGAGGACCAGGAGUCCCUUAGGUCUCUAGAAGAUAAGAAUCAUGAGACCUUGAGACUGCUAGAAAAGGAGAACCAGGAGCCAUUGAAGUCGCUAGAAGAUGAGAACCAGGAGAUAAUGAGACCUUUAGAAAAAGAGAACCAAGAGCCACUGAGGUCUCUAGAAGAAGACCAAGAGACAAUGAGACCUCUAGAAAAAGAGAACCAGGAGCCACUGAGGUCUCUAGAAGAAGAAGACCAAGAGACAAUGAGAACUCUAGAAAAAGAGAACCAGGAGCCACUGAGGUCUCUAGAAGAAGACCAAGAGACAAUGAGACCUCUAGAAAAAGAGAACCAGGAGCCACUGAGGUCUCCAGAAGAAGACGACCAAGAGACAAUGAGACCUCUAGAAAAAGAGAAUCAGAUGACAUUGGGACCUCUAGAAAAGGUGGAACCAGAGCCACUGAAGUUUCUUGGAAAAGACCAGGAGAUAUUGAGACCUCUUGAAAAAGAGAAUCAAGAGUUAUUAAGGUCCCUAAAAGAAGAGAGUGUAGAGGCAAUGAGAUCUUUAGAAACAGAGAAUCUAGAACCACUAAAGUCUACAGGAGAAGAUCUGGAAAUAUUGAAAUCUCUAGAAACCCAAGAGCCACUCUGGUCUCUAGAAGAAAUGAAUCAGGGGACAAUGAAACCACCAGAAAAGGAAAUUCAAGAACCACUAGUGUCUGUGGAAGAGAAUCAAGAGACAUUGAGACCCCUAGAAAAGGAGAAUCAAGAAUCACUGAGAUCUCUAGGAGAAAGGAACCUGGAGAAUUUGAGAUCUCCAGAAGAGGUAGACAAGGAAAGUCAAAGGUACCUGGAAGAGGAAGAGAACGUGGACAAGGGGGAGAAUCAAGAGUCCCCGAGGCCUCUGGAAGAGGAGGGACAGGAGCUGCCGCUGUCUGCGGAUCGGCAGAGGAGGGAAGAUAUGGUGGUGGGGGACCAAGAAUUGGAUCAGGAAAUGCCCCCUGGGAGGGCUGGAAUGGACAGCGAGGGUGAGGCAGAGCUCGACCCGAGGGCACAGGAUGGCUUGGCUGGGGAGGAGGAGUCUAUAGAGGAGGGGGAGCCGCAGCUGACUGCCGCAGGGGAGGGGUGCCCAGGGAGCCCUGAGCCCAAAGAGCACAGGAUCCCAGCUGAGGGAGCCAGCGGGGAGGGAGGUGCUAAGGGCCUCCAAGACCCCGAAGGGCAUCCGGAGCAGGUGGGGGCCCCAGGCCUCGGAGCUCCCUGGGGAAUGUCAGAGGUGAUAGAAGCAGUGUUGAAAGAGGAGGAGGAGGCCCCGAGGGAUGGCCGAGCCUCCCCUGAGGUCACCUCAGGGUUAGAGACAGCUGUGGGUGUGGGCGAGGCUGCUAUGGAAACUGAGCAGGGGCCUGGGCAGGAGGCCCUAGAGCUGGAGGACCCAGGCCUCCUGGCUAGAGAGGAGGUGAUGGAGCCACUCCUGGGCGAGGAAGGUUUGGAGGCAAAGAGGGUACAGGGCUUGGAAGGGCCUGGAAAGGACCUAGAGGAGGCAGCUGCCCUGGAGCCAGAGCUCUCCACACUGCCUGGGAAGAGCAGAGACCCCCCGGAGCCUCCCAGGGGCUGGGAGGAGUCAGAGCCUGAGGCCCCCUGGGGAGCAGAGCAGGUGUUCCCUGCUGAGAACAUGUGCCAUGAUGGAAGUGAUACCCCUCAACCCAGGCCCCUGGGGUCAGAGGAAGCAGUGGAGGAUGCAAAACCAGUCCUGGGGACCCCCAGCCCAAGGCCUGUUGAGCCCCGGUCACCCACCCCAAUCUGUGAAGAUGCCCCUGGGCCCCAGCCCCUGGCUGAGGGGAGCCAGGAGGCUGGCUGGGAGCUGGAGGGCAAGGCUGAGGCCCUGGAGAAGGUGGAGAGUGAGCAGGAGGAGUUGGGUUCUGGGGGGAUCCCUGAGGGCCUCCAGGAGGAGGGGGAGGAGAGCAGAGAAGAGAGUGAGGCUGAUGAGCUGGGGGAGACUCUUCCCGACUCCACUCCCUUGGGCCUCUACCUCAGGUCCCCUGCUUCCCCCAAGUGGGACCUGGCUGGGGAGCAGAGGCCCUCCCCUCAAGGGGAGACCAGAAAGGAAGGCUGGGAUCCUGUGGUCCUGGCCUCUGAGGGCCUCAGGCCCCACCCCUACCCCUCAGAGGAGAGGGAGGGAGAUGAGGAGGAGGAAUGCGGCCGGGACUCUGACUUGUCAGAGGAAUUUGAGGAUCUGGGGACCGAGGCUUCUCUCCUUCCUGGGGUCCCUGGGGAGGCAGCAGAACCUCUGGGCCAGGUACCCCAGCUGCUUCUAGAGCCUGCAGCCUGGGAUCGGGAUGGGGAGUCUGAUGGGUUUGCAGACGAGGAAGAGAGUGGGGAGGAGGGAGAGGAAGAAGAUGAAGAGGAAGAGGAGGGGAGGGAGCCAGGGGCUGGGCGGUGGGGCCCGGGGUCCUCUGUUGGCAGCCUCCCUGCCCUGAGUGGCCCUCAGACAGGAAAGCUCCCAGAGUCUGAGACCAUGGAUGUCACCGUGCCCUGGGAUGAUGGCUUGAGGGGUGUGGUGGGUGAUGCCCCCGUGACUGCCUUGGGGACUGUGUCCCAGGACAGCACUGAGCCCUCAGGCUCAGAAGAGGAGUCUAACCCUGCUCCCUUGGAGAGGGAGGACCAAGUCCCUGGCCCUCUGGAGACCCUCAGUGGGGAGGAGGACACAGGCCCGGGGGUAGGGGACACGCUUGGUGUCAAUGGCCAGGGCCCCAGCUUGAAGGAAGAGUUGGAGCAUGUGAAUGGGGGGGUGGUGAACGGACUGGAGCAGUCUGAGGGAGUAGAGCAGGGGAAACUGGGGGCCCCCGAGGGGGACAGAGGGAGCCCCCUGGAGGGGGCGGAGGAGGGUGCCCUGAAGACCACUUGGGCAGGGGCUCCGCUUCAGCUGGGCCCCGGCCAGUUCCUGAAGUUCAGUCAGAGGGAAGGAGAUGGAGAUUCCUGGUCCUCGGGGGAGGACUAGAGAAAGAGCUCCUCUUCCUGCACUGAGGAUGGGGGGGGCGGGGGAGAUGUCCCUAAGGACCCUCCCUUCUCACCCUAACUUGUGUUCUCUUGACCCGUGGUUUCUGUCCGAGAGGCCUAGCUGGCCAAGGUGAAAUGGGGUGUGGCAGAGGGACCUGUUCCAAGUAUGGAGGCUCCAGGAGUAAAAAACAUCCUGCCCGCACUGCCCCGUCAGGCUCAAGCCAGCUGAAUCCCUGUGGAUGAGGCUCCCUUUCCUGCACCUGCUUCCCUCCCCAUCUCAUCAGCUCCUCCCAGGGGAGAGGGCUCGCCAGCCCUGCCCCUCCUCACUGCACCCUCAUGGGGUGUCUGGCCACCGGGGGAGGGGGAAGAGUGUUCCUAUGUCCUGACCCCCCUAUUCCUGCCAUGCUGUGGCCCUGCCUGGCUCACCCCUGCCUCAAUAAAGUAAAGCCUCUGCCUACAAA